Dentiscutata heterogama is the source of this 168-nucleotide messenger RNA. NCBI's taxonomy places the organism in Eukaryota, Fungi, Glomeromycota, Glomeromycetes, Diversisporales, Gigasporaceae. The record is from the annotation of a GenBank genome assembly.
AUGUUCGGUAAAUGGUUUGACCUUACUAAUGCCAAAGCUGCUGACCAAGUGGCUAAUACGAAAACUCCUAAUCCUCCAACAACAACUACUAAAAAUCUAACAGCUACUAAUAAUACAACUACUAUCAAUAAGUCUUUAGAUAGUAGGAAAGAAUUAUCAGUGGGCUAA